This is a messenger RNA of Aspergillus wentii DTO 134E9, 389 nucleotides long. RefSeq lists its product as uncharacterized. Lineage: Eukaryota; Fungi; Ascomycota; Eurotiomycetes; Eurotiales; Aspergillaceae. The transcript has a single exon. Bases 67 to 291 code for a protein of 74 amino acids. The record is from RefSeq and is a predicted model, not a curated record.
AACUUACCAACCACAAAUACUCCAUAGUAAUGCAUCAACCCCUCAUGACAUCUUCAACCCCACAUUAUGAACAUGGACGAUCACCCGCGAACAUCUCGUAUGACAUCGGCUGCCUCCAUCCGGACUCUUUCUUCGGCGUCUUCUAUCCGGCUUCUUUCUUUCCGGAAUCACCGAGGUAGUCUAUAUCUAGUCCAAUCAGCGUAUCUGGAUUUAUAUCCACCUUGUCUAGGAUAUCCAAUCCAGCUUCAUGGUGAUCGUGGCAGGGUUGAGCUUCCCCGCGUUGACGGAUGAGGGUUUCCUCGGUCCGCUUUUUCAUAUGAUUGUAUUGUAUAGAGCAAUGAUGGUGAUGAUGGUGAUAAUAUUGAUGUUUGUAUAGAAGAUGGUAGAUU